GUUACCCAGCCUGCCUCGCUCCAAUGUGCUUUGUGUACGGUGGUUCCCGCGGAAUUGGAGUCGGCUGGAAGGUCGGCAUUUUGGGGAGAGAUGCGGCCUAAGAAACGGGAGAGGGAGAAGAAGGCACCGCAGGAACCCCUAUACGAAACACCUCAAGCAGACCACGAGCUCUUUCUUCAGGCAUUUGAAAAACCAACACAGAUAUAUCGUUUCCUUCGGACGCGAAAUGUCGUUCUGCCAAUAUUCCUGCACCGGUCUCUCUGGUACAUGAAGCAACGGCGCUCUGUGAAUAAUGCUAGCAGGAAAGCGUUUAAGAUAGACUCAUUAUUGCCCCAAGUUGAAGCAAAACGCCGGCGAGAAGCACAAAUAACAAACUACAAGUCAGAGUUUAUGAAUUUAACCUUUAAAGGAUUUGCAGACCCUGGGAUUCCAAGUGACAAUGACACUGCUGAUGUUGAAAUACUAUUGCUGAAAAUAUGUCACAAGAAGAGGAAGGAUGUGUCGUCUCCUGUAAUGCAAACAGUCCUGGGCAAGGUGAAGGUCAGCCUCAACCCUGAUGUUGACAUCUCUCCUGCCAACACGCUGACAAUAGGUCAUGACAAUUUUCAUCACAAUAAUGGUCAUGCCGUCCGCUCCUAUGUACUGGUCAUCAAAGUAGUCUGCCCGGUCCGUCGCCAUCUCCCCAAUGGUGUCUGUAACGGAGAUUUGUAUGAUUCAGAUGAACCACCUCAUAAACGUAGGAAAAAUGGCAAAACAUUCUCCCAUGAUGAAGAUUCCCUCCAUUAUGGGGCCGAACUAGUCAUAUAUGAUAAGCACAGGCGCUGUCUGCUCACUGAUGGAGACUACGAGGUGGCCCUACAGGACCUGGGCUCCCAACCUCUUCCUAAAGGACAGGCAGCAUGGGAGACCGUCAUGGAUGGAAAGGCAGUGGGACCAUUUGAAGUUUUUAACAAAUGUCCAACACUCAAGUUGAGCCUGCGCUGGACGGAGACUGCUGAGGGCUCCGGGGACCAUGCAAGUGUGAAGGCAGCUCAGGAAGAGUUCAUCAACAACAAUCAGCUCGCUAACCAUAUCCUGGAUAACGAUAACUCAGGGAAACACAAGGACACUCCAGUCCACAGGUUGAAAGAUUCCAAUCAAACAACCCCCCGGAAGCGAAGUCGUAUAUUUUACCAGUUUCUGUACAAUAACAACACAAGGCAGCAGACGGAGGCGAGGGAAGACCUCCGAUGUCCAUGGUGCUCAAUAAACUGCAUGCAACUCUACAGUCUCCUCAAACACCUCCGCCUUGACCACGCCCGCUUCGACUUCCUCUAUGUGCCUCAUUCCAAAGAUGCCAGAAUUGAUGUGUCAAUAAAUGAACGUUACGAUGGAUCGUAUGUGGGCAACCCGCAGGAUCUUCAUUCCCACAUUGGGUAUGCAUUCAGCCGCAAUGGCCCAGUCAGGAGAACGCCAGUCACACAUGUGAUCGUGUACCGACCCAAGCGCCCAGAGGCAUCACUUACAGAGUUCAUGGAACCAGAAAAUGACAUCCAGAUCAACCGUCAGUUUGUUCAGGGACAUAAUAGACUGUAUUAUCACCUGGUAACUUGUGCACCAAUCCGACCUCAGGAGAUAGACUUCGACAACGAAGCAGAGAACGAUCCUCUGUGGCUGAGACAGAAGACAAUAAACAUGAUCGAUGAGUUCACUGAUGUCAAUGAGGGGGAGAAGGAGCUGAUGAAGCUGUGGAACCUCCACAUCAUCAAACAUGAGUACAUCGCAGACUGCCAGCUCGGCACAGCGUGCAAGACAUUCAUUGAGGAGAAUGGGGAGAUUGUUAUAGAGAAGGAUCUGUGUAGGAACUUCAUGCUGCACAUGGUCAACCUAUUUGACUUCAGCCUCAUCAAGCCAGACCUCGUCCACAACAUCAUGGGACAGCUGGAGUGCAUGAAACACCGGAUCAAGGUUGAAAGUACUUCUUGAGGAGAAUCCGUUGUGCUUUGUGUUGGAUUAUUGCUGUUUGAAGUGGACCAAGGGCUCUAGCUUAACAGGGUUAAGAUUCACAGAAAGGACAACAUGUUCAAGUUCCUUCUGAAAAUCUAGGAAAUGCCCUAGAGCUAACAAUGAAGAAAUCCCAGUGAGUGGCUGAAGAUUUUGCGAGUGUUCACAGCUAUAAUGGAUAUAGUUUCGAAUGAAUCUUUGGAAUAUCCUUUUGUAUGGUUUAUAUGCAGAAGAGGCAACAUGAAGGGAUAUUGCAAGAUGGUGUUUGAAGCAAGCAAGCAGGAUUUGAAGCUGCAGGCCCUAACAGUCAGAUGAACUAAUGGGAGAAGUGCUCCUAGCGCGAGGUGUAUAUAUUGUAUGAAGCAUUGCAUCCUUCAAGAUGUGGUGCUGGAGUUAGAUGGAUUAAAGGCUGUCUGGGCCCUAAGUGGUCCAUUUGCAUGACAUGAUUGGAGCAAUACCCCUGUUACAAAAAUAUAUAGUGAGGUUCAGAUUAUCGUGAUUAUUAUGAUAAGUAAUCCUUUGAUGCACUCAUCUGUGGACUGAGUUAAGAUGUUGAUUGUGGAUUUUAGCUCUCCAGGAUCAAAGGUCCUUGUAAGCACUGGUCAUGGCUCAUUCUAGGGAUUAUUUAAUGUUUUUGACCGUUGCAUAGAACUUGGAAUUUGCAGAUAGUGAGGUUCGUUUUUGAGGCUGAAGCUUUGUCAAGUUAAUCAGUGACAUAGUCGUGGGAUUCGGUAUUGGAUCAUUUUUAUUGGGAAGAAAUAAUCUCCUGGUUGUCAAAGUGCUUUCGAGGUGUUUGUGAAACAUUAACAAUGGCUGACGUGCUUUGUAACAUACUCAAUGACAAAGUUAUAAAUAAUCACAGUUGCAAGCUUUGGACAUAGAGAAUCAAUAAAUUCAAUUUUAAGGCUGUAAUAGUUACAAGAUAAAUGUUAAUUAUUUGUACAAUUGGUUUGAAAAGCCCCAGUCUUUUGAUAAUCAAGAUGAAUUUUCUUGUUGCUUCACAGAUCCGCCAACAUGAACAAUAUCUGUCCGCUCUUCUCCUCUAUGUUAACAUGAAAUAUUCCUCGAAUUAUUUUGUGUUGAAAAAAAAGGAUUCCUUUUGAAAUACGAAAUACAUAGCAAAGUGUCAGCCGCAAUUUGAGCCAAUUUCAAACAGUUUUCUGAUCUCUAGCGAUACAAUUUCAUGGACUGUGAUCGUGGUUUUGCUUCAAUUAUUUAUUGCAAAUGGUUCCAUAUGGAAGAAUGUUUUUCCCCCAAGUGUUACUAAGUCAACAAUGCAUUGAAUUGACAUGGGACUGAUCAGCUUUCUCUGAGCAUUGUCCAGUUAUCAGUGGUAUAUAGAAGAACACCAGAUCAAAAAUUGACUCUUUUAAUUCUUGAUCCGAUUUAUUCUGGUAUAACAUUUAGUAAAUAUAUCUGGUGUUGAAGUGGAAGAAUUUGCCCGAUCUCGUGACUACCGUGAUACAGCCAUCUUACUUUCAGAGUCCUGGACAGAAAAUGUUGCUACGAGGUCCGACUUUGCAUGUGUCUAUUGAAGUAGGAUAGCCUACUGGUUACAACAUUAGCUUCCCACACCAAAGACCUGGGUUGGAUUCCAUUAGGGUACAAUGUGUGGAGUCUGUUCUUGGUGUCCCCUGUGGGGACAUUGUUUGAUAAACCCAUACUCACGCACUAGAACAAUUUUUGUAUGAGGUGAAAGAAAACCGAUAUACCCUUGACACAUGGAUGUUAGCUUGGGUGCUUGAGUAAGCUAUGAUAGGCUGUAGGUAAGACAUGUACUCACUUGUAGUAGAAUGUUGCUAGUUUUUGUUGUUUUGGGAUGUGGAAAGAAAAUCUGGCUGCAUUUGUAUAUUAACUUUGCUCAGGACGUACAUACCAUCAAAGCAUGUUCCAGUACCUGUUUACAUGGGGAGAACAAACUUGAAGUCAGUAGCCCAAAAUAGUUUGUGGAGAAAUGUGUUGAAAGAACCUUCAUAGCAGUGUCUGAAGUACUAGUAACCCCCAACAAGGCAGCCAUGCUGGCGGUUCAUAAAUGUAACUGGCCUGCCUUAUAGGUGCAGGCAGCAUUUGGAACUACAUGCUGGGGUAGAUAAUCACUAUUAUUUUUAUCAGACUUUCUGCACUCUUUGUCUUUAUCCUUUACAGCUAUGUAAUCAGAGAUAGCGGUUGCUCUCAGGUUAGUGAGGGAUAUAUCCGAUUCAAAAUUUUCACUGUCACUGAAAUGUUUUCUGCAAGACGUUUGGGCAAGUAGGUAUAAGUUUCACCUAUCCCAACAGAAAUGGUAGCAUCCACGAGACAGUGGGCAGGCAGCUAUUUCAGACACUGCUUCAUUGUCGCAUGUGUAUUUGCUCAGAGAGGGAAGAUAAUUCUGAAACAGCAUUAAGUUUUUGGCUCCUACUUGAAUGAUUUUCAGUUGUUGAAAAUGCUGUCUUCAAGAGAUAAUUUGGAUCUCGCAGAUGGGCGUUCUUCCCUGAGAUGAUAUCAGGUAGAACUCCCAGCUGGUCUUGUCACUAUUUGGGCUAAUAGUCUUUACAAGUUCAGUUCUAUCUUUGUCAUACAGCAUUCAUACUUGUACAGCUGCUCCUUACCUGUCACAUGAAAUGGCAGCUGUGUCACCAUCGACCUACCUUGUCACAAUACUGCCUCUUGGAUUGGCGGGAUUGCCUAACUGUGAGGUGAGAGACUGCCUAACUGUGAGGUGAGAGAUUGCCUAACUGUAGACAGGGUUUAAAAAAGCGGAAUAGGUGGACUUUGAUUGGCAUCUGGAGAUUUCUGUAUGCUCUGGGUGUUUUUUACAUCACAUAGGGCUAAUGUCAAUAAGUGACUACUCUGAGAUGAACUAAGAGAUUGUAUUUAGGCUUUGUUGUUAUAGAAUUUCCUGAAUUGAUAUGGUUAGUCUGAAGAGCAUGGAGAAGAAAAUGUGUCUCAACCUAACGUACUGCGUACCUAACAUAAUGGCUGUAACCGAUGCUAUGGGUUCAAGAUGGUCUGUGUUUAAGGUUGCAAUGUGAAACAGAGUUCAAUGCAUCCACCUUGAAGUGUUGAUGCAGAUGCAAGAGGUAAAGCUGUAUUAUUCAGUGUUAAAUGUGACGGGAGUUUUUGGUCAGAAAUUGCUGAUACAACAUCUGUUUAUUUACAACAUGAGAACCAGAUGCCUAAACACAACUUUUCUGUUUCUUGUCCAUCCUUACAUGAAAUGUUAUUUGGUUCAGUGUAUUAGGCUCAAUAAAAUAAGUCUUGGUUCUCAGCAACGGCCGCAUCAUCAUAAAGUUUGCCGCACGUUUCGGUUUUAUUUCCAUUUUCAAAAAAUCAAAAAAUCCUAAGACUUGAAAACAGUGAGAUCCAACAUAGCACACAGUUACUUUCCUUUACAUGCACUCUUUAUUACUGCACAUCUCGUAUUAUUGUAAUGGUGGCAAUCCGAAUUUGUAUGCUGCUUGUUUAUCUAGGGAGGCCCUUUCCCAGUUUGAUAGUACACAACUGUUUCUUUGGUUACAAGGCCCCCCCAAAAAACAAAAAAAACAACAACAUAACAACGCCCCCCCGCACUAUAUUUUCAAAAGUCAUUGCCUGAGAACCAAUUCUUUUAUUUUCUUUAAGCCUCAGAAAGUACAGGUCAUUUAUUUGAGCAGGAUGAAAGGGUUACAACAGGACAUGCUCAGGUAAUCACCUACCCUAAAUAUGCAAUUUGGUGGAGUAUCAUUAAACAUUAAGAUAAUAUUUUGCUCAAAAUGUAUCAAUGAAAACAAAACAUUUUUUUUUUUUUUUAAGGCAUGUUACAUGAAGUAGUCGUAUGUCAGAAAAAUAUUUUUCUUCUUUGGGAUACUCUUGUAUGUAAAACAGUUUUACUUUCCUGCACAAGCCCAAACCACCCUUUCCCUCAUACUAAAUGAUCUGUUUGAAAUUAAGAGCUGCACCCAUUCAAAUCCAUCUGUGUUAUUUUCAGAAGAAAACAAACCCUUUCAACUUCUUUGGACAGGUAUUUAUUUAUUUAACUUCACACCUGAUACCUUCACACAGUAAGUCAUUCAUUUGUACCAUACCCAUAGAAGUGCCAUAUUUUCUAGAAGUGUCAGUGUUAGAGCGAUUGUUACCAUGAUAUCAUUGUAAUUAUGUCUUCUGUGAAAAUGUUCCCGACCCCACUGCCACAGUGAUGAUUUAUUCCUUAUCAGUUUGACCUUGUUCCUCAUGUCCAUACCAGAAGAUCCUGAUGCACAACAGCUGCUGAAAAACAUGACAACUUCUAUAAGGCUUGGCUAAUAAUCUACCCCGAUAACAGGAUUUAGGGCUGUGAAAAUUACAGUUGGGUUUUGCGGUUGAAAAUCCUCUUAUUUUUGCUAUUUUCAUUGAAAUCAGUUCAUAAAGAUCAGCUUUGGAUGAUGUCAUGAUGGUGAACAUUUGAACCAUUGACUAUGUUAUAGUGGCUGCCCCUUCAAGUAUAUUUCAAGCGUUUAAGAAAUGAGGAAGACCAUCUUCAAACUGAAAUGUCAUGAUAUAUUGAUCACCAUCUUUUCACAGGGAAAGGCAUUUCACACAUGCCACAAUAACAUGUAUUCUUUUACUGAAAAUGGAUGCUAGACAGUUGAGAUUAGUUUCCCUUAAAUUCACUUAAGGAGUGGAUGGAUAGCCAAGUGGGUAGUGUGGUCACUCGCCUUUGUAGCCACUGCUGUUUGGGCUCCAUUAUGCUUAUGUGGGUUUAAACCCCAUUCACUCACUGAAGAUCUUUCAGUGCAUUUUGAUAAAACAGGGUGAAGUGGUUGACAUAUUUUUCAGCAAUGGUUGAUCUAGUUACUGUCCAUCCAACAUUGAUGUAUUUAUAUGAACAUGCAUCACUUUGUUCCUGUUUCCAGGCAAUACUCCUAUUUGUAUAACCCUGUAAUGUAAUCCUACGAUAACAGACCCAGUUAUACCCAGGACCCCGUUUCACAAAGUGAUCUUAGUGCUGAGACGUAACUCUCCUACUGGAACAUUGACUUACUGCUGUCAUAGCGCUAAUAUUGCUUUGUGGAUUGGACCCAGUUUAAAGCACAAGACAACUGUAAUUUUGAGAUUAUUCUGUCAUGCUAUUAAGCACAUGUCACAGAUACACCUUAGGUUUAACAAGGUACAUCCAUUUUAUUAAAUGUUCAUUGAUUAUUUGGUUUUGAAGACCAGUGAAUGUUAAUUUGAGAAGUUCUCAAUCGAGUGUGUAUUGAUGCUCCACCCAAGUCAGUUGCGUGUUUGUCCCAAAACAGAUGAUAUGACAAGGAAUGGAGGCAUUUCAUGCUUGUUUAUUCAAAGAUGUACAGAUGCAUACCAUCAGAAUUCACCGACAGUAAGGUAAACUUGGUCAGAAGUGUGUGGACUGCCUGUUCCUUCAUACCCAUGGACACCAACAUAUUCCUUCAAGAAGGAUGUCAUGCAGAGUUGGUCCUAAACAAUCCUCAUCACCAUGGAUACCAUGCAAAGCCAGUCCUUCCUUCAGCACCAGGGACACCUAGCCGAGUCAGACCUUCCUCUAUCACUUUGGAUACCAAGUCAUGCUGGUCCUUCUUCAUCAACCAUGGAAACCAAGUCGAGCUGGUCCUUCCUUUAUCACCAUGGAUACCAUGCAUUCAUGUUGUGACAAGCAUGUACACCCGAUACCUCAAUACUAUCAAUGUGCCACAGAUCAGAACCAUUCCACACAUUCAGGGCAGAAAUGGGAUUAUUUUAUUGAGAUUGUCUAUUUUAGACAUCCAUUGCUACUACCAUGUGCCACCUAUACUGUGACGCAAGCAGCAGGGAAUCAUUGUAUCAUCCUCCAUGACUGUAACCCUUGUCUUGUCAUACUCCAUCCCAUUACCCCUUCUGUUGUGGUGAAGGUGAGCUUGAAACAAGAUAGUCAGGAUAGGACACCAGAUGGGGAUCUUGUCAAAGCAUCGCUGAAGUUGAACAAGUUUAGAUCCACUGCUAUGAAACUCUGCCUUGUGUCCAGUUGCUGCAGUUUCCAUUCACUAAUCACUGCCUUUGAUAAGUAUAAUUAGCUGGAGUGAGAAAUAUUAAAAUGACAUGUGGAAUGUAGCAGGAAAAUCUUUCAUAACCCUAGUGUUAAAAAUUGAAGAUGCAGGGGUCCAAAGAUUCAAAUAUGGUAGUGGAUCCACAGGACCUCCUUAAGUUGGAAAUCAUCCCCAUGUGCUUUUCUCCACUAAGCUAUGUUAUGACUGUUGAUAGGUACCGGCUGCUGACUGACCUUCCAAUCCAGUGCACUUAUGUUAAUGUGAUAGUUAGGACAUGAUACAAAAUGUUCAGUGUCGUCUUAGCUAGUUUUGAAAUCUCUUUAGAAGACUGGUUUGUCAAAACUGCACCUUGACAUGAAUUAUCAUGAUACAACAAUUACAAACCAAAUUAAGAAGUUGGCGUAAUACUUAAAAGCGAAACUACUCAGCAAGUAGGUUUUGAUACAAGAUUCAAAUAAAAAAAGUUGUCUGAUCCAGACUCGAUUAUUUGCAGGCUGUCGUCAUCUGGCUGUAAUAUUAGUGAGUUUAGCAACAAACGAAAGUUAAUAAACAAACAGAUAGAUAUUAGAUAUGAGGUACCUGGCACAUGUUGUAUUAGGCCGUAAGAUAAGUCUAAGCAUGCUUAGGACACUGCCCUACUCGCAGUGAAUAAACAGUCAACCAUGAAACUCUGAAGUAAAUCCUAAUGCAGCACAGUGGUAAGUUCCUGAUGUUGAAGUAUCUGCAGCAUGAGCCGUGGAAGUAAAGACAUAGCAGCUUCCUCUGUGAAAAUAGAAGCUUGGUGGUUUAAGUGUUCACCCAUAACACUUAGACCUUCGUUCUACUCCCCACAGGCACAUCUUGACCAGACUCCAUUAUUUACAGACCGCCGACAUAUGGCUGGAAUAUCGCCGAGAUUGGUGUUAAACAACAAACAAACAUCUGGACAUCAGUUCUUGGUGUCCUCCACCUGAUACUGCUGCAGGUUUCACAAGACCUUUCCAUUGGGUAAUGGUGAUGCAACAUCCCUGUCUGAUGCUAUCUUGUUCCCAGCCGCCCGAGCAUCCAUUAACCAGUCUGUAUAUCCUGUUUAUUAUGUUAAAUGUGUGUGCCAUACAAACAUGCUAAUCAUAAUGGCAUUGUCACGUAUCAUCUUGACUUGUGGCAGCAGAUUUUCUUGCAAACUGUUAUUUGUUCCGUAUUGUUAACAAAGAAAUCAAUCUAAAGAGCAUCUAAAUGGCACAGUUUAUAUGCAGCUAGUGUUGUCAUUUUGGAAGCAAUUUGUAUGGAUACGUGUUUCCAGUGUGUAAGCUGUGUGUCCUGAACACUCAAUUGCCACACAUUUGUCCACAGGUCAUAAAAUUCAUGAUUUUUAUGUUAUUUCACUGAAGCAAAGGUAACCAUCACGUGUCCAUCAUACCUGAGUUGAUAAAAAUGGUAUGUGAAAUCACCGUUUAGGAAGAUCCACAAGGACCGGUACUGCACUGGCGGACCAUUUCCGUCCUGAAUAAUAUAUAUUGUGCAGAUAACCAAAUGGAUUGGUUGGUCUGGCUCCGUGACUUGGUUCGCUGCACGCCAUCAUACCCUGAAGGAGUGGAUCAUUGCUCACAAUGUCACCGGACUGUCUGAUCCACCCCUUGAUUACCGGUAUUUGCAGACCACCAUCAGCUGGAAUAGUGCCAAGUGAGGUGUUAGGCAACCACCGCUGCUCAACCUUAAUGAAAAGAUUACUUCAGUAAACUUGAAAUGUGGGAAAUGACUACCAAACUUGAGGUAUUUGAGGUCCAUGCACUAAAAAUGCUGAUUUGAAAUGUUUCAUUUUAUUUGCAGUGAAAUAACCUUGAAUAUGUGUUUGUUGCUUGUGGACAAGCUGUUGGCACCUGAGUAUUGGUUUUAAGUCUUCUAGGUUACUAUGAGUGGGAUGUUGGAUUCAUAUCAGUCAACCUCUUUAACACUCUUCUGAUUCAUUGUGCAUUCGUCAGUGGUAGACAUGUGAAUUACAGUUGAAAGAGCAAGUAUUGUCCACCACAUAGCAUAUAUUUAUUGUAUGUUUCCAUGGAUACAUCAUAAACAAAACAGACUCAAUGAAACAAGAAGCAGUCUUAUUCCAAUAAUCUGAAAAAAUUGUUGCAUUUGUCUGUUGUAAUCGAUGGAAAUUGUGAAACUUAUGAGGUGUUGAAUUCUUGUUAUUUUGGUUAGUUUGAAUUUAAUAAUUGUUAGUAAGUCCACUGAUAUAUGAAUGGCAAAUAUUUUGAGCAUGUGGAAAUUGCAUAUCCGUUGACUUUGCUUGUUGUGAAAACCGAACAAAUGUUUGAAAAUGUAAAUUUUUCUAUCUAUAUAUCCCCUUGUAAAAGUUGGGUGAGUCAUUAUGCAUGAAGAUGUUAUACCUCCAUUGAACAUUCAAAGCAUUGAUCAUAUGACACAUUCAUAACAUUGAUCAUGUGAUCAAGUCAUGUGACUGCUGCAGAAUGCCCUGUGUUCAUUUUGCACAUUUCAAGAGAAUGUACAGAGUUUUUGGACCAUUGUUUAAAUUUUUAUCAUUAAACUUUUCAUAUGAAA
This is a messenger RNA of Haliotis rufescens (red abalone), 10499 nucleotides long. RefSeq names its product polycomb protein SUZ12-like. Gene Ontology annotation, molecular function: chromatin DNA binding. The transcript is spliced from 15 exons. The record is from RefSeq and is a predicted model, not a curated record. Lineage: Eukaryota; Metazoa; Mollusca; Gastropoda; Lepetellida; Haliotidae. Gene Ontology annotation, cellular component: ESC/E(Z) complex; nucleus. Bases 91 to 1965 code for a protein of 624 amino acids.